Molecule: messenger RNA, 1600 nt
Organism: Didymella exigua CBS 183.55
Lineage: Eukaryota; Fungi; Ascomycota; Dothideomycetes; Pleosporales; Didymellaceae
Exons: 2
Coding region: 297-1115 (272 amino acids)
Source: RefSeq, a predicted model, not a curated record
GAGCGGACGCGCGCCAGCAUUAGCCAGGAACACCCCCAUAUAUAACAAAUUAGCUCAUACCAAGCCGCGCCUUACCACAAGCGUCACCCCUGCGAAAUCCGGUGAGCACUCAAUAUAACCAAGGCUGCGCCCGGCAGCAUCUGUUUCGCUUUCGUCUCUAUCGCCAACUCCGACCUUGAGGAAUCUGUUCCUUGCCGCUCUUUAAAGCACACCGUCACUCUUUCAACCUCAAACAACCAGUACACUCACUACCUUAAUCGUCGCUUUACGCACGUUAAUCAAAUAAUACCGACAACAUGUUCACCAAGGCCUCCGUCGUUGCUAUCUUCGCCAGCAUUGCCGCUGCGCAGCUCCAUGCCCCUGUUGGCGAGCCUUCUGGCAACCCCAUCACUCGUCCUCUGAACGAGGUUGUCCCUGCUUGCAAGGCCUUCACCAUCACUUGGCAGCCGACCACCACCAACACGGUGUCUCUGCUCCUCCUCCGUGGACCUUCCACCAACGUUGUCCCCAUCCAGACUCUUGUUGAGGGUAUCAACAACUCCGGCUCCUUCGUCUGGACCCCUGCCUCCACCCUCGAGGCAGACACCACCCACUACGGACUCCAGCUGAUCGACGACGUCAACGGCCAGUACCAGUACUCCACCCAGUUCGGUAUCUCCAAGGCCGACUGCGCCGUCGUUGUCUCCUCCUCCAGCUCUGCUGCUCCCGUCGCUAGCUCCACCCCCGCUGGCCACCCCGUUGCCUCUUCCAGCCCUGCUGGCUACCCCGUUGCCUCUUCCAGCCCUGCCGGCUACCCCGUCAAGUCCAGCCCUGCUGGCUACCCCGUUGCUUCGUCGUCGGUCGUAAAGUCGUCCCCCGUUGCUCCAUACCCCACCACCGUCAAGACCGUCGCCACCUCCAGCGCCUACGUCGCCGGCACCGGUGCUCCUGCCCACAACUCCACCAUCAUGCCCACCGGCUCGAUGACCGUUCCCAGCUCUCUGCGCCCCUCUGCCACCGGCGCCGGCAACGGCACCAGCUCAGCCACUCUCCCCGAGUCUACCGGUGCUGCCGGCUCCAUCAAGGCUGGUCUCAGCCUUGUCGGUGCUGCCGCCCUUGCCGCGCUCAUGCUCUAAGUUACUGGCCCCUUCAGGUUUUGUGCUUUCAAAAAUUGCAUUAGAGCUAAUUGGGAUGUCAAUAAUGUCAUGAUGCUGCGUUCCGUUUGCUUUCCUUUCUAAGAUACUCCUGGUAUUUAUUAGGGUAUACACCGCUUCUUGUCCUUUAUUUUCGACCCAUGCUGGCUGGGUUGUGUAGAUAGUCAAUGCCAUCUGCACUGCAUAUGAUCCAACGUUCUGGCCCUCGUCGCAUCAUGUUGUGAUCUACGUCUUGAACGCUCUGACCGUUUGCAUUGACCUGACCGUUGUUGAUGUUGAGUCGUACGUCGUCGGGACCCUGACACCGCUGGACCCUUGGUCGCAAUUGUUUGCGUCCGCAUUCCACAACAGAUGCCACAACAACGCUGCUGCAGCACAUUCCUGCCCCACAAUGUCGUCAGUCACCGUCCGCAUGCGAAUCCAUGUGACGAUCCCUGCAUGUCUGCUGUUGUCGGCUGCCACAAGCG